UUGGUAUUCUUCCUCACUUCCAUCUUUUCCAACAUUUCUUUACCCUCACACCCAUUCCAAAUGCUGCCAAGCCCAGUGUCGUCGGCGGAUGUGAAUUAGUACUUCAUCCUGAGACCCGAGAUGAGUACUUAGCUUAUGAUCCGGCGGGUAAAGGAACCGCGUGGAAAAGUUUUUGGUUUCAUGUCGGGAACUUCGAAUCUCCACUUCCAGAGAGAGUUGCUGGCGCCCCCAAGUCCAAGCAAACUGGUCGAGUACAGGACCUGGUGGCAAACAAGUCGAAUGCAUUCUUCGCGCCAUUGCCAAUUUCAAAAACAAAGGAGUUACUGGUGAUCAUGUGGUCUUUUCCUUUGUGAGUCAUCGGAUUCAACCUCUCCAGCGUCGGAAACAUCCUGCCUUCAGAUAUGAAGGCACAAAAGAUCCCACCAGACUCUCUCCAGAAGCAAUGGCUCAUUCUAAAGUAAUCAAAAGAUGUUGUAAAGUACUCGAUAAUUUCGACAGGUCUUUGGUACUGCCACCACUCUUCUGUGCAGUCAAUCCUCCGGAAAAGACCUGGAAGAAUUAUAAGAUAUGGUAUUGCAUGCCUUCAUCUUCGGAAGAUGCUGCUCCUUCUGAUGAUAGUAAGAAGCGGAAAGCAGUUCCCGGAUCUUUGUUGCAGAGAAAAAUACCCCGUCUUGAUAGUGGCCAGAUCCAAUAUCUUCUAGUGCAUGAGAAGGAUCAGAUCCAGGAUUUUCGUAAUUGGAUGCAGAAUGAUCUAGAAACAACUACUCGAUCAGCCCCCGAGUCACCAGUAAUUGGGUUAAUUGAGAAUUCAACUGCCAUCUCGCCGGAUGCAGACACAUCUGGGACAUCAAAUGAGCCGAAUCCUUUAGUGCCCAAGCUUGCUCCUUCUGCAACUACUGAAGGUACCUCAAGUGCUGCUGGGAUUGGCAGUGGUGGAGCUGAAGGAUCAAGAAAUCCUGCUGUUCGAGUAGUACCCUUUCAGUCUCUGCCAUAGUCUACCCAAGAGGAAUUGGGUAAGGAGCUCUUUGAUGAUCCAUUGUUGUCUAUAGUCAAUGUAAAGAAGCUUGCAGAUUGUAUGCAGUGGAGCUUUAAAUAUACCAAGGUAAUCCUUCUUCUGCUGCUGUUUGCUUAUGUCAAGUAGUUGGUGACAUCUGGCCCAUCUUGCUUUGUACUUAUAGGAAGUUGCCAAUCGGUCCUUCUUGAAAUCACAUGCUUUGUAUAAGACUGUUGAUAAUCAGAAUACCUUGGCCUAGCAAAAUGCAUUAAUUGCCAAACACCUUGAUGAAUCCCUUGCUGCACGGAACAAGCUUUAUGAAGCGAACUGAAAGCAUCAUCUAGAACUUUGUGACAUGAAGCAGCAGAUCAAGCAUCUGGAGGAGGAGAAAGCCAAACUCCAGGAAAAACUGCAAUCUGCUCAAGCUUGUUCUUCAAAUGACCAUACUCGACUAGUUGCAGCAGCUCACGUCAUUGUAGAUAUGGUUGAUUCUGAAGAUGGGUCAUCGAGUAGUAAUUCUUUGGUAGAACAUUUGGAAGAGGCUCCCAAGAAAUUCUUCGACGUCAUGACAGCCACCUCCAAAAAUUAUCUAACCCAUAUGAUUGGAGUUGUCAAGUCUUACUGGCCUCAGCAUAACUUAGCUCCCAUAGCCAAAGGAAUAGCUGCAGAUUGUUCUGAUGAGAAAUUCCAGAGCUAUUGUAAAGAGUCAGAAGUAAUCGCUAAGGAGAUUUUGAAGAACUUGGCAGAAUAAUCUGCUUGUAACAACUCUUGUCAUCAACUGUAAGAUCUUGUCUUUGUAUGUAUUGCUUUUAUCC
Molecule: messenger RNA, 1809 nt
Organism: Panicum virgatum (switchgrass)
Lineage: Eukaryota; Viridiplantae; Streptophyta; Magnoliopsida; Poales; Poaceae
Exons: 4
Coding region: 443-994 (183 amino acids)
Source: RefSeq, a predicted model, not a curated record